GAAGUAAUCGGAGCGAACAAAAUGAGUGAAAUUCGAAAACGUUUGUUGCGCCCGUUGGUAUAUGGACCAGCUCUAUCCGCCGUGGGAAUUUACCUGCUCAGGCGCCAUAUGCAGGGAGGACAGUUUACCAAGAAAACGAAUGAGACAGGACGUGUGGCAAUUGUGACCGGAUGUAAUACGGGUAUCGGGAAGGAGACUGUACUGGAGUUGGCUCGCCGAGGAGCAACCAUAUAUAUGGCAUGUCGCGAUAUGCAAAAGUGCGAGCAGGCCCGCAAGGACAUAAUUGUAGCCACUAAAAACCCGAAUGUGUUUGCACGCGAAUUGGAUCUAUCUUCCAUGGAAUCCAUUAGGAAAUUCGCAGCCGGGUUCAAAAAAGAGCAAAAGAAACUGCACAUACUUAUUAACAAUGCCGGCAUUAUGGACUGUCCCAAGAUGCUCACACAGGAUGGCUUUGAAAUGCAAAUUGGAGUAAAUCACAUGGGCCACUUCCUGCUCACACUCCUGCUCCUGGAUGUGCUCAAGAGUUCUGCGCCCAGUCGAAUUGUGGUCCUGUCCAGUAUUGCCCACCGUUUUGGAACAAUCAACCAAGAUGAUCUCAACAGCGUAGAGUCCUAUGACCGAAAAAAGGCCUAUUGCCAGAGCAAGUUGGCCAACAUUAUGUUUACCCGGGAGCUGUCCAAUCGUCUGCGUGGAACCCGAGUCACGGUAAACGCUUUGCAUCCAGGUGUCGUCAACACCGAGCUCUUUCGAAACACGUUCUUCUUGCGAACCAAACUUGGAAAAUUACUCAUUGCACCGAUCAUUUGGAUUUUUGUAAAGACUAUACGAAGUGGAGCUCAGACAUCUCUAUAUGUAGCUCUGGAUCCUAUUCUCAAAGAGGUCUCCGGACAAUACUUUAGCGACUGCAGACCCAAAAAAGUGGGGGCCGCUGCCCUGGACGAUAAUGCUGCCAAAUUUCUUUGGACAGAGAGCGAAAAGUGGACGGGUGUGCACCUUUAA
Drosophila serrata is the source of this 999-nucleotide messenger RNA. RefSeq names its product retinol dehydrogenase 13. The record is from RefSeq and is a predicted model, not a curated record. NCBI's taxonomy places the organism in Eukaryota, Metazoa, Arthropoda, Insecta, Diptera, Drosophilidae.